Messenger RNA from Stegostoma tigrinum, 4980 nucleotides. Its product is annotated as BCLAF1 and THRAP3 family member 3-like. Gene Ontology annotation, cellular component: mediator complex. Gene Ontology annotation, biological process: positive regulation of transcription by RNA polymerase II. Lineage: Eukaryota; Metazoa; Chordata; Chondrichthyes; Orectolobiformes; Stegostomatidae. Bases 160 to 2586 code for a protein of 808 amino acids. Gene Ontology annotation, molecular function: DNA binding; transcription coregulator activity. The transcript is spliced from 13 exons. The record is from RefSeq and is a predicted model, not a curated record.
UCCGGUCGGUGGAGCGGGCGGCGGAGGGAGCGCGGCGAUCUAGGGGUCGGUCUAGAGUGGAGACGAGGCAGCGUCCCGGAGGUGGUGGUGGUGGUGGUGGUGGCGGCGGAGAAGGUGUUCACACGGCACAGCUGAAGGCAUUGCUAAUUGCCUGAUACAAUGGUUCGCUCAAGGUCGAGAUCCCCACGAUGGAAGCACAGGUCAAUCUCGCCAACCUAUGGAAGAAGCCAAGAAUACCCUGUUGAGAGACCACUGUAUCAGUCGUAUAGUGGGGAACUAAAAGAAUUUGGUCAAAGCACAGGAAGACCUGUUCAGUGGAAGAGUCAACGGGAAAAAUGGGCUGAAACAGCAAGUAUAGAGUCAAGGUCAGGAGAUGCUCAGUAUGGUGCUAUUCAUCGUAAAGUUUUUGAGUAUGGAUAUCCUUCCCCAAAUCCAAGGAGAAUGGGAUCAGAACACACAACUCCAACAGGAAGAAACUUUUAUCUACAAGAAAAAGAAGGAAACCGAAGCUACCCCCUUCCCCCAAGAUAUCUUGAAGAUAAUCCAUACCAUGAUCAUGAUGAACGACCGUGUGACAGCAAUGAAUGGCAUGAGCACCGACAAAGUUCUCACAGUGAACGGCACCAUGAGCAUGACCAAUGGCACAAUGACUUUGACCAGCGACGCUACCAUCAAAAUGUGGAAAUUCCGACUCAUGUCAGAUUGUAUAAUGAAAAACCCAAGAAUUUAGGAGGUGAUCCACAAAUGGAUUCCUUUGCCCAGUCAUUGCCUACUGCUUCUGGCUGUACAGAAUCGUGGCACAACUCAGAAAGCUUUAGAAGCUCUAGUUUCCGCGAGGAAAGACAUUCAGGUUCACAUUCCCCUGGAAGACGAGCUAAAGAGCUUCUGGAUAGGAGCCCCUACCAGAGGAGGUAUCCUGAUGAGGAUGAAGUCAAAGGGUACAGAGAAACUUCUGGAAGAGGCUGGGUGUCUACAAAGCACGAGGUGAUAGACCACGAAAGAGAUUUAAAAUGGAGAGGGGAGAAGUUUCCUCAUAAUAGGAAAAGCUACCCAACUGUGCCAUACGAUGAUUCAGAAAAUAGUCAUGUUAAAGAGAUGCCAAGAGACCGAUAUAACGAUAGCAGCCACUGCGAGGAUUUUGUGCAGGUAAAAAGUGGGUUUGCACAUUCACCAAGAUAUCCUGAGAUGCAUUCCUCUUCCGAGCAUCACAAGAUAUUUUCCAGUGGAAGACAGCCAGCAUAUUCAAGCAAAAGUAGAGAGUUUACAAGCAGCUGUUCAAGUAAUAAAGAGGUGAGUCGUUUUCACAGUAGCAGUAGGAAAUCAGAUACUGAUGUGAACAGAAGAGAGGGGCAUCACUCUGAGUCAGGAAAAUAUUCCGUUUCUGAGCAUUCUUCUAGCAGGUUGCAACAUGUAUGCAAGAAAGAAGUAAGCUCAAGAUCUAGACCUUCAGUAACCAGAGGCCAUUCAGAUACGGGAAAAGAAUUAAGAAAACACUCCAAAUCUUCUGAAGACCACCAUGGCAGCACUCACAAACGAUCGAGCCAUCGAUCUAGUGAUACGGAAACUACACGACAUGGUACAAAGAGUGAGCGAAACAGAACAACGGAGUCUCUAACCAUCAGAAUAGAUACGAAGAAAACUGUCCACAAGUUCAGGCCGACAUCAAGUCAUGCUUCAGAGAGACUAAUGUCUCGGGAUUUGGUUAGUGUUGGCAAGAAACGGGAUGAAUUCCAUCAUGUGUUUGAGCAUAUGGGUUCGUCAUUCGAGGCUAACCCGAACAUCUCUUCAGGAGAAUUUGCCCAGGAGAUAAUCACUUUGGUGCACCAGAUUAAAGAAGACCAUUUUAAGUCUUCAGAUCUAACAUUGCAUGACCGCUUUUCAAAGUUGCAAAAUGCACAGAGUCCUGGAAGAAAUGAGGAAAACGCUCGGGGCCCUGAGAUACACAGACGGAUUGACAUGUCUCUGGCAGACUUGCACAACCGAGAAAGGAAACCUGUUGCCAGAAAGAUAAAGCAGCAAGAAGACAAUGAAUGGGUACUGAACUGUACAGUAAAGCAUUGGCAGACCAGCACAUGGGUUGCUGUAAAUCCAGAUGAUCUUCGUCAUGACAUAGAGAGAAGGAGGAAGGAAAGAUUGCAGGACAAGUAUGGGGAGGCCUAUCAAGCCCUGGAGCCAACGUUUCCCUCACGCAGGUCUGAGAGGCCUGAAAAGUCUCAUUUGCUCACUCAAGUGAAAACUGCAAGAAAUCCACGAUUUAAAGAACCAUCAGCCAGGUUAAUGAAGUAUCGGGAAAGCCUGCACAGGGAGGCAACUGUUAGAAAGGCUUCUGUAGCAACAAAAAGAAAAAUAGGAGAGACCUCAGAAGAGAGACCCAGAAGUUAUCAGAGACCUCUCAAGCAUUUUACUAAAGAAUGUCCAUCUUCUGGACAAAAGAGAGGCUUGACAUUUGAAACCAAGUACCGACGCAUAUACGGAGUUGGCUUUGGACGUACUAAUCAACGGAUAUUCACCAAGCAUUUCAGGGAAGGGAUUACCAGGAAAAGGAGAGAUGAAAGGGAAUUGCCCAGCAGUACCACAGACAAGUAACUGACAUAGCCAUUAGAAUAUGGAAGAACUCUGAACCAUGGAUGUAUUUGCAAUGUUAAAUCUCCAGAGGACUGCACGUACUUCAGUUGGAAUCUGGCCAUAUGACUUGCAGACUGCUGUGAAUGCUGUUGUUUGUUGAAUUUGUUCUACUAUAGUUAAGUCACAGACCAAACCAUUUUUUCCAAGUACCCUUGAUUAUCUGGGUGUUGAUUAAAAAUUUUUCUGCUAUUUUCUAAUUAGUCUCAAUAAUAGCCUCCUCGUUACCCUUCUACACUAAUCUUCAGACAAGGUCUUCCAAGAAUAAUUCUUUAAGAUGAACUGCAAGGCAGGAAACCUGCAAAUGUGAGAUAAAACACUGAUCGAAGUUUUCUCAAAACAAUGGUGCACACAGGUUUAAAAUGUUGCUGUGAGAAACCAGGAAUAUUAGUGGUGUGUGAUUGAAGGUGGACAAAAUGUUUAAACAUUAAACUUGUCGAUUUUUCUCUGAUUUUUGCCCUUUGCUGCAGGAUUGCAAGCAGACGAAGCUGUUUGCUCUACUUGUGAAUAGAUGUACAAGUAUUUCCAGCUAUUUAUAUUGUAGGCUUGUUGGCUGAAUUCAUUUGCCUUAAUUUAUCUCAUUCUACUGUUCUGCUUUUGAUUUGAACAUGCAAUUGUGUGGCCAAAUAAAUGGUACAUUAAUAUUCUGGUAUAAGAUGUAGUUGUUUGGCACUUUGUGUUUUUAUUGAUUCUAUUCUGGUGAGAAUUGUACCAUUCUGUGUAGAGUUGGUUGAGGAGAUUAUUUGAAUCAAUGUGAGGGGUCAUUGGUGUGAGGAAGAGAGAGAGAUUUCAGUAAAAUCAAAGCUCGCAAUAAAGAGAAAACAAAUUGAAAAGAGACCAAUGCAAACAGUGUACACGUGCAAGGUAUUCAAAACCUGACCAGAGGCAAAUAAAAAGUCGAGACAAAAAUAGCAGAAUUAUUCACUCGUUUUCUCAAAUCUGUCCCUUCAACAUCUUAUUGAAUGGCAAGUCCCCUCUACUUGAAGUCUAAGAUGAGUUGUUGCACUUCCAGAUUAGGUGUGCAUUUGGGAAAUUUCCAUUCCUACACCUGCUGAACCUUCUUUAUUUAGAUAGCUCUGCUAAAUCUCAUCCUGAUGUUGGAGGGCUGCAUACCAGUAUAAAAAUACACACAGUGUUAGAGGAACUCAGCAGGUGCCAGUAUCUGUAGAGAAAGGAACAGUUACCAUUUCAGGUCAUAGGUGACUGUUUCAAAACCCCUGUAGUAUGCUAGCAGUGCUGCAGAUGUUAUAGUCAUUGAUUUUAUUUCCAAAAAGCAAACCUUGGGAACAGGGGGAGAAGAAGUAUUUAUUGUUAAAGUUAAUUACAUAGGGCUUUACCUUCCCAGCUAAAACAUCAGUAUUGGUUAAUGAUCAAAUAAAAAUAUAUGCUUGUUAAUAGAAGUGUUUGGAAUUUAGGCAACAUUUAGUUGUUUAUACAGGUUGAAAUGUUUGAACUUAGUAUUUAUCAUCCAAGUGUGAGAUACAUUUAUGCGUCCCUUUCCUUUGUUGAACACUAAUUCGAGCAACAUUUAUAAAUUCUUCUUAGUUUGAACAUUGAUUAUCUUUGAAUACCAAGUGUUGUCCAUUGGCUGUUGCCACCAUUUGUAUGUUUACAGGAACAACACGUGUUCUGUUUUGAGUGAUUAAUUGUGAUACUUCACCCAUUCUCUUUCUCCUGAACCGUGGGAGAGAUAACAUGAUACUAACAUCAGGUUGGUCAAUUAGUCUGUCACUAAGUCUUUUCAAAAGCCUUCAUGUUUGUGAGAUUCCAUGCAAAUAUUUCCAUCUUGUAUGGGAGAAAUUGCCUUUAAAAAUCUGAUCUGAGUUUGUCCAAGAACUAACUUAUAUGCGUAGCAAGUUGAAACAGUUCUAACCGUAACAUUUUAUCCAUGAUUUCUUUAUAUCUCUAGUGACUUGUGCACAUGCAUUGGGACUGUUCAAAAAUGACUUUUCUGAUGCCAGCAUGUCACCUUCCAAUCUGCUGCUGAUAACACAACUCCACAAAAUUGAAGUCCUUCCUUAAAUACUUCCUUUGCAGAUUAUUCUAGGAGCAUCACUGUUGCUUUUCUGUGCAGUGAUGUGAUUACAUGGCAACAGUUUGUUUAUAUCUUUUUAACAGUUGACCAUGCAUAGUCAGGUUUUAUUUGAACUUGUUUGAGUGGCCACUGAAGCUCCAUAGCUGUGAGGAGCUGCUGAGGUUUGUAUGAAGAAUUUCAUGGAAUUGUGUUCUUUCAUCACUAUGACCAUACAUUUGCUAUUAAUGGAUUUUAGUUCUGUUGUCUUUCAGUGAAACAUACUUUGAGCUGCUGUUCUUUAAUCUACUUGUUUGUUGCAUUAAACUUACACCUGUUUCUACAAA